Messenger RNA from Phaedon cochleariae (mustard beetle), 4267 nucleotides. The record is from the annotation of a GenBank genome assembly. NCBI's taxonomy places the organism in Eukaryota, Metazoa, Arthropoda, Insecta, Coleoptera, Chrysomelidae.
GAACUUGAAUUCGUUAAUAGUGGGUUUUGUUCUCGCAUAUGAGUGGCAUUUGAAACUCAGCUCCCCAACUCAAACACCGCGAACAUCGUGAUCUAUUCUGUGACCGAACCAUAACCAAGAGUGUGGUAAAGAGGAAAACCCCACCAUGAGGAACCAAACCGCAUAGCGUCGAAGAACGUGCACGCAGGGUACCAAGCACCGAGUCUGAAAUGCAAGCAGAGUCAGUGCGGUGGUCAUGCCGGGUGAUAAUCUCGCUGCACAGGGUCAUCGAGAGUUAUCAGUGAACGAAAAUCGCCGAGAGAAAAAUUGAGGAGAAGUUGUCGGAAUAUGCUUAGAGAAGCCGAGUUCGGUUCUGCCGGUGCUGCUGUGACAGUGUGCGAAGGAUUCCGUAUUGUUGCUUGAAGGAUUAAAACACACACCCUGUACUUUGAAAAAAUGUACGGCACAACCCUUUUCUACCUUCUCGCACUAGCAACCUUGUGCCUGACCAUCGACCAGAGAAAGUCCAACACGAUCAUCUCCAACCACCUCCGUGUCACCAAUCCCGACCCCGACGAUGCCGAACUGAUGGAAUUCCAAGCCUCCGGCACAAAAGCUGGCAAGAAAACAAACAAACCCGACCGAGACGAGAAAGUCAAAACGCUAUCGCAACAGAUAGCCGACGGCAAAUACGGUCUGAUACAGAAGGAACUCUUCCUCAAACCGCCCAAGAGACCCGGCAUAGUCAGCUACGAAAACAACCCCGAAGUGCCCAACGACAACAUCGGGAAUUUGGGUGGGCUCGACAAGGACGAGAUUUGGCUAGCGGAGAACCACUUGUUGGUGCUGAGAGGGGGGAAAUAUCCGCCCCACGACGACCGGAAAGACGUCACGAACGAAUCGCCCUGGCCGCCCAUCGACAACUACAAAGCCCCCCUCCACCAAGUCAAGAUCCCCAAGCACCCCAAGGUACCGCCGCCCUUUCCCGUCCAGCUCUCCGAAAACGGGCCGCUCCAAAUCCUGGGUACAAACUUUUCGCGAACGCUUAAUGAAACAGACGAACAGACGGCCUACGCCCUACCGCCCCCCGAAUUCUUCGACCCGUCAGCGAUCUAUAACCCUGGCGAUACCAAUUCGACCAACUCUUCUGCCUGGGCCGCUCAGAUGCCAGUACCUGUCGACCCUUCGGGGGAAUACCCAGGGGGGAUGCCGUUCCCCCCACACCUCUUGAACGCGACCUUGCCGCCCUUCUUAGGAUAUUUGCCCCCCGGCGCCGUCGUCCUGCCACCACCAGGAAACCAAACAGACUUUUACGACUACGACGACCCCUCGAUAUACUAUCCUCCGCCAUACAGUUUUUUCUACCCUAAGGAUAACUCUUCUGCGGUACCAGCUGGACCUCUUGUACCUGGUAUCGUAUUACCGCCGCCUCCAAACUUCUUCGCUCCUAUGGACGAUACUACCACCAGGCCAACCACAAUUAGAAAGCCCCAAAGACAAAGGAAACCCAUCACUAAUACACCUAGAUCCAGAACAACUACGCCAGUUCCUACUACAACAAACACAGAAACUACCAGUCGAAGAACAAUUAAAAUUUAUCCUGUUUCCGAAGAACCUUACCUCAACGAAAUCAAACCUACGGUUACAACAACAACACCCAAGACUGUUACCAUUCUGUCAUCUCAUCCAGAUCGAAGCUAUCUACCAGUACCACGAAUGCCAGUGUCGACUCCAUCAUUCAAAAAGAAGACCGGUGUCACCAUAUUGAGACCUGUGAAACCACCUACGUCACCGAAAGUGUAUGUAUACAAUAACGAAAUACCAGCCAAACCCUUGAGGGAAUACAAACCAUCAAAAAUAUCGGUCACUACUACCCAAGUUCCCCUGAAAUACCACACGACUUCAAACGACAUCGAAACCAACUCUGGGACUCAGCAAACCGAAAAGUACAGGAGUACAAGAAAGAACAAAUCAGCUAUGACAACUUUGAGGCCAGCUGAGUACUAUUACUACGAAGAGGCAACCAAUAAACCUGUGGAAACCACCCCAAGAACACCAAUACGGCAGAGUUCCUAUGUUGACAACAACGAAGAGACCUACGUUAAACCAAAAGUGGUAUCGGCAGUAAGGCAACGAAGACCACAGUACAUUUAUGUAACGGGACGACCAUACAAUACGCAGAAGCCUAGAUUCCGAUUCAUACAGCAGCCUGCAAAGCCUGAUUCAUUUAGUAUCCACAUCGCCAAUAUACAGAAGCAAAUUCAACAGUUCACGACAACUAAACCAAACUAUAGAACAUCGUCCAAGCCCGUGUAUCAGUUCAGCUUUCAAGCAGCAAAUUAUAAGUCUGCCAAAAAUAACGAUUUCAAACCUUCCCCAGUAGAAUUACAAGGAGACCAGUUCAGGCCGCUACCACCAAAGUAUAGUGUGGAAGUUCAACAAGCUAUCGAAAUCCUACCGUCUGAACGACCAAAGUUUGUGGAACACUCUCGUCCAGUCUACUAUCAGCAAUCCUACCAGCAGCCCAGAAAACCACCACGUCAAUAUUACACUACUCCUGAACCACAGUACCAAUACGACACGGUAACUCAGAAAGCACAAUAUAUACAGAACGUUGCAACUCCUCGGCCAAUCACACAAUUUAGCUUUGAGGUUACGCCGAACCCGAUAUUCCAAGGUUUCUACACCAAACCAGAUGAAGGAUACUUCGACGAUAGGACUAGAACCUAUUUCACAAUGUUUGGUAAAAAGCUUCCAGCACCUACAACACCUCUACCCGGCAUUGAGCAGACCACACGUCAAAUACAAUAUGAGGAGCGACCGAGCUAUCAACAAAGGCCGAUAUCGUUAGAAGGUGACACCUUAGUCAACUACUUGAAUCCGAGACCUACCAUCAAUCCGGAUGCCGAGUUGGUUCCUGUGAACAAUCAACCAACGUAUCCAAACGUCGUGAGGUAUACAUCUAGACCGUCUGCUGACGUACCAAAGAAUGAAAACCCGGAAAUCAUAAGAGCCAUUCCGAUAGAGGUUGAAUCGACUAAAUCAGAGGAUGGUUCAUUUAUAUCGUAUCAACUUCCAGGUGACGACGGGGCUCACUUUUAUUUCCUAACGCCUCAGUUGGCACGUAGUAGGGAUCAAGGGUCAGGGUUCUACUAUUCACAGCCCCAGAGGUCUCGGAUACGCAGGAAUGAAAAGAUAAACGACAAGGAAAGAUGAAAUAAUGUGAUGUGAAAUUGGACGCGAUGAAAAUUAGUGACUCCUAGUGCCUAUUUAAAUUGGUCUGUGAUCAUGAAUUUUGGUGAUAAGGACAUCAAAAUAGAGGACGUGUCUGAAUUCUAGAUAUUGAAAAAACAAUUGAUCCGGUUGAUUCGCAUUCUAGUUAUGAAUGAUGAAUCUAAAACUGUACAAACAAAUUCAUUAUCUUUAUUUGAUGAUGCGAAGUGAUUCUUGGAACUUUCUGCAAGACACUAAUUACUGAACAGAUAUAAUUUAAAUUAAUUGGAUUUGUUAGAAAAUAAUGAGUAUUUAUUGAAUUUUGGUGCUAUGAAUAUCCCUCCAUAAUUCGUAAUAUUUUUAUAAACUAAGGAUGUGACAAACCAGCAUGAGUAUGCAAAGAAAUUCAUCGAUGAAGUAUGUGCAGCUGUAGUAAUGAAAUUGUUGACUCCAUAUGUUUUUCCAAUAUUAUUUCUUAACAAGUAAUUCCAAUUUUACUUUAUGCUAUCUCAUUAAAAAUAGUGGGAAAAACCCAUAAUUCUCGUAUUGUGACAAAUCAAAUGAACUAUAUAUGUAAAUAAACUUAGCAUAUUUUGGCACGUUUUUUUUCAACCUAUGUACCCAUUAUUGUUUGAUGCAUGUUGAUGUCGUUCAAUAUACAGAGACAAGUAGGUACGAAAUUUCAAAAUCCUUUGAUCUUCAAUAAUAACUGACAAUGAACUUCAACCUAAUAUCAAUUCCAAGAUGGUGCUCUCACUAUCGUUCUACAAUUGAUGCAAUAAACCUCUGGUGCGCUCAGUCUUCAUUUGUUUCGUCAGACUGGUUCUUGAUAUAAAAAUUGAAUUUCAGACGAUGACGUGAGGUUCACAUAUUGAAUGUUAGAUGAUGUGAUUCCUGUAAUUUUGGUACAACACCAGACUAAACUUAGCGAGAUUCACCCUCGCUAUGUUAUAUUUAUCGAAGUAGGCGAAAAUCAAGGAAUUUUAAAACAGGAAAGGAUUGAAGUGCGUACACCAUUCUACAGAUGUCACCACGUAAAAAUGUACCACAGAAACAGAAUAUAUAUUUUUCAUUC